Messenger RNA from Ceratitis capitata (Mediterranean fruit fly), 1781 nucleotides. RefSeq names its product cytochrome P450 CYP12A2. The record is from RefSeq and is a predicted model, not a curated record. The coding region runs from base 34 to 1686 and encodes 550 amino acids. NCBI's taxonomy places the organism in Eukaryota, Metazoa, Arthropoda, Insecta, Diptera, Tephritidae. Gene Ontology annotation, molecular function: oxidoreductase activity, acting on paired donors, with incorporation or reduction of molecular oxygen; monooxygenase activity; iron ion binding. The transcript is spliced from 5 exons.
GUGUGGUUCGUGAACGUUAAAGGCGCUGCAAAAAUGCAUUCGAAUAAUGCGCGUUGUAUGAAGAUCGGCAGAGACGUCUUCAAAACAAAUAUAAAAUCUUGGCUGAAAAUAUACAAACGCCAAUGCAGCAGCAGCAGCAGCACAGCAGGCGCCAACACAAGCAGCGAUGCCGCGUUGGAAUGGCAGCAGGCGCGUCCAUUCAACGAGGUGCCCCGAGAUAGCGUUUUAAAGUUGAUAUGCAAGUUUCUGCCCGGUGGCCGUUAUUACAAAUUGGAUUCUACGCAAUUCGUUAAGGCGAUGCAAAAGGAAUUUGGUGAUAUUUACGUAAUGCCCGGACUAAUGGGCAAACCGGAUGCACUCUACACACAUAAUCCGGUAGACUUUGAGCGUGUCUUUCGCAAUGAAGGUGCUUGGCCGAUAAGACCCAGUUCGGAGGUGUUACGUUAUCAUCGCAGUAAGCUGCGCGCUGACUUUUAUGACGGUGUCGAGGGCAUAUUAGCAACCCAGGGUGAGCAGUGGAGCUCAUUUCGUUCGGUCGUCACCCCCUUGCUGAUGCAGCCGAAGAAUAUCAAAAUGUAUGUGGGCAAAAUGGCGCAAGUGAAUCAGGAGCUUGUGGAGCGCAUCCGUUUGUUACGCAAUGCAGAAACCUUGGAAAUGCCAGACAACUUCGAGGAAACUCUACAACUUUGGGCGCUGGAAUCGGUGGCAGUCAUUGCACUGGACAAGCAAUUGGGCUUACUACGUGGCGAGAGUGAACAUUUUGCUGUUGCGUCAAAACUUUUCGCCGCCUUAAAGUGCUUCUUUACACUCUCGCUCGAACUGGAGUACACCCCCUCGCUGUGGCGUCUGGUGGCCACACCCAAAUAUAAACGUCUCAUGCAAGCAAUGGAUGAUAUACAAAAUAUAACUUGGAACUAUACAAAGGAGGCCAUAGAAAAACUCGAAGCGGAGCGCCAGCAGGGCAGCGAGCGCAAAGAGAGCGAGAAGAGCGUGCUGGAAAAAUUACUGAAAAUUGAUAAGAAAAUAGCAACGGUGAUGGCCAUGGAUUUGUUGCUGGGUGGCGUCGAUACGACAACCUCACUAACCGCCGGUGCUCUCCUCUGCUUGGCAAAAAAUCCGGAGAAACAAGCGAAGCUACGCGCAGAGAUCAUGCACGUGUUGCCACACAAGAAUGGCGAGUUCACAGCUGAUGCACUAAACAGCAUGCCCUAUCUGCGCGCCUGCUUGAAGGAAGCUUUGCGCAUCUACCCCUUGGCGAUUGGUAAUAUGCGUGUGCCACAAAAAGAUCUCGUGCUGAGCGGUUAUCAAGUGCCUAAGGGCACGCGAGUUAGCAUGAUCUCGACCACACUACUGCAGAGUGAGCAACAGUACGCACGUCCGUUGGAGUACUUGCCCGAACGUUGGUUACGCACAAGUGGCGACGUUGCAGCAGCAAAGAAUGGCGCAGCUUCGCUCUGUCCGGAGCAAUUGAAAGCCAGCAGUCCCUUCACAUAUUUGCCCUUUGGCCAUGGUGCGCGUGCCUGUUUGGGUCGUAGAAUCAGCGAUUUGGAAAUGGAAUUGAGUAUUGCGAGAUUGGUUAGAAAUUUUCAAAUUGAGUUUCACUAUCCAACCGACAAUGUAUUCAAGGGCAUGUUGAUUAACAUGCCAAAUGUGCCGUUAAAAUUCAAGUUCAUUGACAUUAAUUAGAUAUAGUGGCGGUUGAUUUUGUGAUUCAAAGUAAAAAAACAAAAAACAAUAUUAAAUUUGCUAGGGGUGCGUCUAAAGUAACAAAUAAAAGCAAU